AUGGCGCAGAUAGCAGACCGCGACGCAAAGCUCGAUGCGCCCAGCGACUUCAGCCUUUCAAAGGCCACGGUUGAUGAUUUACCUCGCAUCGCCCAAGGAUUCUACACAGCUUUUCCGAGCAGUUUCUGGGACAGGAAGGAGCCAGUCGAACUCCGUCCCUCGGAAGCAGUGCGACACGAGCGGUUCAUACGACGAAUCCGCCCCUCUUUCUCACAUCCGCGCUGCCACUGGUUGAUCGUGCGACACAACCCUUCAGAUGCGAUCAUUGGUUGCGCAGUGUGGGUAGCUCCAGGGAAUCCAGUCCACGAAUUCUUCCGCAGAGACGCUGUAGAGUUUUAUGGUUGGAGAGACCAGUUCGACUGCUCAGAUGAGGACCUUGAAGAGCUGUGGUCGCAUGUAGAUGAUGAAGCGUGGAACGGACACUUUGCGCAAACCGAUGCCGUGCGUAAAGAAGCGCUCGGUGACGAGCCGCACUGGUUCCUAGCGUCUUUGUACACUCUUCCAGAAUGGCAGGGUAAAGGGGUCGGGAAAAUGUUGUUGAACUGGGGCAUCAGCCAGGCGGAUGCUACCGACCCUGUCACGCCAAUGUAUCUGGAGACUUCAGCAGCUGGACGGCCUGUGUAUCUGCGCUAUGGUUUUGUCCCUCUCGGCGAAUCUAACAUGCUAAGGCGAGGACCGGUGAUGGUGAUGGAUAACGAGCCGGGAGCAGGCACUGAUGGUGCGACAGCUGUCACAAGCGUGUAG
Molecule: messenger RNA, 744 nt
Organism: Parastagonospora nodorum SN15
Lineage: Eukaryota; Fungi; Ascomycota; Dothideomycetes; Pleosporales; Phaeosphaeriaceae
Exons: 2
Coding region: 1-744 (247 amino acids)
Molecular function (GO): acyltransferase activity, transferring groups other than amino-acyl groups
Source: RefSeq, a predicted model, not a curated record